This is a messenger RNA of Ananas comosus (pineapple), 2031 nucleotides long. RefSeq names its product synaptotagmin-3-like. The coding region runs from base 176 to 1807 and encodes 543 amino acids. Gene Ontology annotation, molecular function: lipid binding. NCBI's taxonomy places the organism in Eukaryota, Viridiplantae, Streptophyta, Magnoliopsida, Poales, Bromeliaceae. The record is from RefSeq and is a predicted model, not a curated record. Gene Ontology annotation, cellular component: endoplasmic reticulum. The transcript has 12 exons.
AAGCCGCGAAAGCGAACGCGAACGCGAACGUGACCAUCGCCCUCCCUCGGUUUUGGCGGUUUUUAUUUUUAAUUAUUAUUAAUCCAACAUCGCAAGCGGAGUUUCCAUUUCCAUUUCGCCAUUUCCGUGGGGAUCGACUCGAUGCGGUUGGGGUUACGGAGAGGCCGCGGCGGGGAUGGGCUUCGUGAGCACGGUUCUGGGGAUCGUCGGCUUCGGAUGCGGCGUCGCCAUCGGGGUUUUGAUCGGAUACUUCUUCUACAUCUACUUCAACCCUACCGACGUUAAGGAUCCAAUUAUUAGACCUCUACAUGAGUUAGAUACGAAGGCCUUACAAAGAAUUUUACCCGAGAUUCCAUUAUGGGUGAAGAAUCCCGACUAUGACCGUGUCGACUGGCUGAAUAAGUUUCUUUCUAAUAUGUGGCCUUACCUCAAUAAGGCGGUGUGCAAUCUAAUAAGAAGUACAGCUAAGCCAAUAUUUGAUCAAUAUGUUGGAAAGUACGGGAUCGAGUCAAUUGAAUUCGAAGAUUUAACACUUGGCACUCUUCCCCCUACAUUCCAAGGUAUCAAAGUUUAUGAAGUUCAAGAAAAGGAGUUAGUUCUUGAGCCUGUGAUUCGAUGGGCCAGCAAUGCAAGCAUCAUCGUCGUUUUGAAGUCAUUCUUUCCAAAGAUGUCAGUGCAGCUAUUGGAUUUGCAAAUAUCAUUGUCACCACGGGUGACUCUAAAACCUCUUGUGCCAAGCUUUCCAUGCUUUGCAAACGUGAGAGUAUCUUUGACAGAAAAGCCAUAUGUUGACCUUGGAUUCAAACUAUUCGGUGGAGAUAUCAUGGCAAUACCCGGAUUAUAUCGAUUCGUUCAGGAGACAAUUGCUUCAGAAAUUUCAAAUCUCUACCAUUGGCCCAAAGUUUUAGAAGUUCCUAUUCUAGAUGGUUCCAGUGGGGCAACAAACAAGCCGGUUGGCAUUUUACAUGUAAAGGUUGUUCGGGCAAUGAAUCUUCUAAAAAUGGAUCUCCUCGGGAAGUCUGACCCGUACGUCAAACUCAGAUUGAGUGGCGAGAGAUUGCCAUCGAAGAAAACUUCAAUAAAGAUGAGUAAUUUGAAUCCAGAAUGGAAUGAACAUUUCAAACUUAUAGUGAAAGAUCCUGAGACCCAAGUUCUCGAGCUCCAAGUCUAUGAUUGGGAAAAGGUCAAGAUGCAUGAUAAGUUGGGCAUGCAAGUAAUUCCUCUGCGGUCGCUAACUCCACACGAGACUAAGUCAUUCACACUUGAUCUUCUCAAAAGUAUGAACCCAAACGAUCCACACAAUAAAAAGAAGAGAGGAAAACUUGUCGUUGAGCUGACUUUCGAUCCUUUUAAAGAGGAGAAUGAGAGGUUAAAUGGAAGUAUAGACGGAGAUCGAGAGCAUGCUAGCAUUAAAAGAGCUCCUCAUGAUAUAUCUUCUGAAGGUGGGGUGUUGUUGGUGACAAUAGAAGGCGCAGAAGAUGUCGAAGGGAAGCAUCACACCAAUCCUUACGCAGUGAUUCUUUUCAGAGGAGAGAAGAAGAAAACUAAGGUAAUCAAGAAAAGCAGGGACCCGCGAUGGAACACGGAGUUCCAAUUCGUGCUCGAAGAAGCCCCAGUUAAUGAUAGAAUCCAUAUCGAAGUCAUGAGCAAGCGCAGCAGUUUUUCUUUUCGCAGUAAGGAAUCUCUUGGGCAUGUAGAUAUUAAUUUAGCAGAUGUCGUGCACAACGGCCGCAUCAACGAGAGAUACCAUCUAAUAAACUCGCGGAACGGAAAGCUAAAUGUCGAGAUCAAAUGGAGCACUGUUUGAUGAAGUAAACUAGUUAUGUACUAUAUUUCUUGCUGGAGAUUUCGCUGAGAAGGCAUUCUUGUAUAGUGAGAGGAACAAUAUAAUCAUUACUGCAAAAAAUAAAUUUAUUAUCAUUUCAUCUUCAGAAAGGAACAAUAUAAAGGCGAAAAUUUCUGUAAAUGGAAGAAUAUAUGUUAUGAUAUUCAUGUUAGUUUCAUUCGUGAUAUGUGCGAAAAUUUGUUGCA